Messenger RNA from Zymoseptoria tritici IPO323, 3039 nucleotides. RefSeq lists its product as uncharacterized. NCBI's taxonomy places the organism in Eukaryota, Fungi, Ascomycota, Dothideomycetes, Mycosphaerellales, Mycosphaerellaceae. The transcript has 2 exons. Bases 1 to 3039 code for a protein of 1012 amino acids. The record is from RefSeq and is a predicted model, not a curated record.
AUGCCCACAGCAGUUGCAGAUCCCCGGCCGCCGCCAGAAAUUAUCGACCUCCUGAGCAGCGAUGACGAAGAAGGAGACUCCCCUGAACGCCCAGCGCCUCCCAAAAGAGCGCGACGUGACCAUCAACCUGAUGAUGACUACAUGGGCCGACUGCGCGAUCAGGACCAGCAAGCAGCUCCAGGAGCCGACUUCCACGAUUUCCACGGCUUUGACAUGCUCGGGCCUCUCGAUCCAUACGAUGAUGACCAACAAUUGGCGCUGGGCGAGCCAAUGCCCGCUGGCCAAUUUGUGGAUGUCGAUGGUGAACAGAUCUUCAUCCCGGAUGACAUCCCAGCACCGCCCCGAAAAGCGCAGCAAGAACGCGCACGCCCUGCCAAAACACCUACUCCCGACCCGGAUGCCUCAGAAUUCACCUUGGACUUCUGUCUAUCGCGUGUUUUGAUCGUAUUGCCUGAUGUUGACCAUGAGCAUGUGGCAAAGCUCCACAAAGAAGCGAACGAAGAAGUGACGGCUAUGAACCGUACGACCAGCUUGAAGCUCGCAGAUGUAAUGGAAAAAUUGCUGUCGUCGGACUACCCAAGACAGGUGAAGGAGCCAGCACGGAAGAAGAGGCGCCGAGAAGACGAAGUCGAAGAGCAGUCCAAGGUCUGGGAGGGCCCGGGACGAGAAGUCGCACCGCACCAGAUCAGAGGCACAAUUGCCUCCAUGCUCAAGGCCGAGUUUCCUGAGAUCUCGAAGCAGCAGAUUGCGUCAGAAGUCGCGCGUCACAAGCACUUCUAUCAGACUUAUAUUGCACUCGCCAACCUCAAAGAUACCGGCAAUGGCGGCAAAAAGUUCCGAGGUCGCGCAUCUGCUCUCGACAUGGCCACUGCUGACACGAUAGCAACGAAUAGCGGCUGGGCACCGAUGAUUGAUGAGCUGAAAGCGGCGCGCGACCGGGUUAAGGAGAUCCGUAGGCGGCGAGUGAUUGACGAAGCUCACCGAAAGGCAGAGCAGGACAAUCUUCAGCGAGCAAUCGACAACAACGAGACCAGCGAGUGUCAAGUCUGCUUCGACGAGCUGCCGAUGAACCGACAGAUCCACUGCGAUGGCGCUGUUGCACACUUUACCUGCUUCGACUGCGCCGAGCUUUACGUCAAGACUGAAGUGGGAGAUGCGCGCUGCAGAGUGGUGUGUACGGCUGGGUGUGGCGCUCCCUUCCCUCGCUCUCAACUUCAUCUGCUCUCCGAUAAGGACCUCCUCAAUAAGCUUGAGAAGCUCCAGCAGGAGAAAGAUAUCCGCGACGCUGGCCUCGAGGGACUGGAGGAAUGCCCAUUCUGCAUCGAUUUCAAGAUCAUCUUGGGACCAGUCGAGGAAGACAGCGAGCUCCGAUGCGGUAACCCGGAGUGUGAGAAGGUGAGCUGCCGUCGCUGCAAGGCCGCUUCUCACGUCCCUCUCUCCUGCGAAGAACACGCCAAAGACAACAAGAUCAGUUUCAGACACAGGGUAGAGGAGAAGAUGUCGGAAGCUCUCAUCAGGUCAUGCAAUAAGUGCAACAAGAAGUUCAUCAAGCUGGAUGGAUGUAACAAGAUGACCUGCCCAUCCUGCGGCAACCUCCAGUGCUAUGUGUGCUCGACCUCAAUCACCUGCUAUUCCCACUUCAACCACAUGCCCGGCGUGGCAGUAGACCCUCAAAAUCCGUCGACCAAGUGUCCACUCUACGACAACUCCGAAGAGCGACACGAGCGUGAGGUUGAAGCGGCUGAAGCAGCGGCUCGAGCGGAGGUCAUGGAAGAGCAGCCUGACAUCACCCAGGAGGACCUCGAUAUCAAGGUUUCGGAUGCGGUCAAGAAGUCUGCCCAGGACCGCGUGAGGCGAGCUCUACCCCCACCAGGUUUCGAUGGUCCAGGUCCGUUGGAUAUGCAUGCCCUUCUCCCACGAAUCAGAGAUGACCGAGCUGACAUGAACGAGAUUGAUGAUCUGGUGCGCAUGGGUUAUAAUCGUAGGCGAAGGCAUCCUGAAGCAUUUCAUCGUCACAUCAUACGAGGUAAUGGCGAAGGUGCAAUUGCGCGUCGUCUGGAAGCUCUGGACGCUGCGCGCAUCCGUCAGGCAAGGAUGCGGGCAGAGUGGUGGCGAGCGGUAGACGAGGAAAUGCCACAAGAUAUUGCGCGGCCUUUGGGCGUAAGACUCGCAGAAGUAGCGGGACAGCACAAUGCGAGAGCACAUCUUAGGCGAGAUGAACGACUCGCCGCCCAUCGCCGUCUAGCGCUACUGGGCGAGCAGCAGCAGCAAGAUUUAUUGCAUCUGGGUGGAGCAGACUUUGCAAGGCAAUUCAAUGGCGAGCAAGCUCAGGAAGAGAACAGAAUAGGUGGACAUGAGGCACCCGUGGGAGCAGAUGCUGAUCGUCUUGCGGACUUUCCACGCUUAUUACGCUGGUAUGAACCUCCGGCUCCUCUUGCAGCAGUCGACGCACGAGCUGCUCUCGAUGAGAACGCGGAUGCCGCUGCGGCAGACCGUCCCCCAAUUCGGCCUCGAAUACACUACGAACGACCACCUGCCGCUCCUUUAGCGGAUGGUCGCCAACAUCUUCCAAACCCCAACAUCGGUGGCGCCGCAGCAGACUUCCCAGUUGAACCGGCAUUUUACGAUGGAGCUUACGACCUGGAUCUACCGAUAUACCCACCUUUGGGUCAACACUAUGGACGCCAGGGUGGCGGCCGUCUUGCCGUCCAUCCUGCAGAGCCCAUUAUCCCUGCAGCUCCUCAAGCGCUUGGCCAGCAAGCUGUCGACAAUCGAGGCACCUUCGAUGACUUCCCAGCAUUGCCUCGCGAUUUCGGCGCCCGCAAUCAUCUUCAUCGUCCUGCCGCCGAUGCCCAGCCUGCUGCAGAGCAGGACUUCGGGCCUGAUCCACUUGAACUUCCGCCUCUUUUUGGCGGUCGUCUCCCUAUGGAGUGGUGGCCACCUGGAGCGGCGAGGGUUGGUAAUGACCGCGCUGGAGACGGUGUGAAUGUGGAGGACGAUCUGGACCGACUUCUGGAGAACAUGAGACGGGCUGGCUAG